Messenger RNA from Monoraphidium neglectum, 909 nucleotides. RefSeq names its product ribose-phosphate pyrophosphokinase. Gene Ontology annotation, molecular function: magnesium ion binding; ribose phosphate diphosphokinase activity. Gene Ontology annotation, biological process: purine nucleotide biosynthetic process; 5-phosphoribose 1-diphosphate biosynthetic process. NCBI's taxonomy places the organism in Eukaryota, Viridiplantae, Chlorophyta, Chlorophyceae, Sphaeropleales, Selenastraceae. The transcript is spliced from 6 exons. Gene Ontology annotation, cellular component: cytoplasm; ribose phosphate diphosphokinase complex. Bases 1 to 909 code for a protein of 302 amino acids. The record is from RefSeq and is a predicted model, not a curated record.
AUGGGGCGCGGUGUAGUAUGCCAUGCAACAGGCUCGUCACCAUACACCGGCGUCGUGAGCCCGGGCAAUGGCCGCCCCUCGGUCUUCAAGGUGCACAAGCCCCACUUUGGCACCACCACCGAGGUGCACGCGUCCGUCGCCGACCGGCCGAGCGCCAGCGGCGCGGUCGGGUCCAACGGCGCCACGGCGGUGGCGGUCAACGGCGCGGGAACUGUGGGGCGCCUGGGCGCGGUGCCGGGGCGGCCGAUCCUGGACGUUGCGGGGUGGCAGGACAGCAUACUGGCCCGCAGCUCGAUGGGGCUGCAGCCGCAGCAGCAGAUGCCGCCGCGGCUACGGAUCUUCUCCGGCACCAGCAACCCGUCUCUUGCGGCGGAGGUGGCGUCCUACCUGGGCACCGAGCUGGGCAAGAUCAAGAUCAAGCGGUUUGCUGACGGAGAGAUCUACGUCCAGGUCGGCGAGAGCAUCCGCGGCGCCGACGUGUUUUUGGUGCAGCCGACCAGCCCCCCCGUCAACGACCACUUCAUGGAGCUGGCCGUGAUGAUUGACGCCUGCCGCCGCGCGUCUGCGCGCUCCAUCACGGCGGUGAUCCCCUACUACGGCUACGCGCGCGCGGACCGCAAGACGCAGGGCCGCGAGUCCAUCGCCGCCAAGCUGACGGCCAACCUGAUCACGGAGGCGGUCAUCCUUGACUACCUGGCGUCCAAGCGCAUCGCCACGGGUGACCUGGUGGUGGUGAGCCCCGACGUCGGCGGCGUCGCCCGCGCGCGCGCCUUUGCCAAGAAGCUCAACGACGCCCCCCUGGCCAUCGUGGACAAGCGCCGCAGCGCGCACAACGUGAGCGAGGUGAUGAACCUGAUCGGGGACGUGAAGGGCAAGAAUGCGACGUCUGUGCAGGCGCUCAGGGAGUGA